GCAUACAUUUUCAAAUUGCUGAUGGCUUCGGCAUCAAGUAGCAGUGCGCGCCAUCUAUUUAACGAUAGCAAACAACGUUUAUGCGACCGUGUUGGUGUAAAUGUUAAUAAUUUGGGGUCUGUAGCACGUCAAAUUGUGCGGGGCUCGAAAUCAAAUGAGAUUUUGGGACAGACUAUAAAGAAUUUUACACAAGUCGACAUUGUUUCGGAUUAUAGUAGUCAAAAUUUAAAUAAAAUGGAAUUGAUUUUAAAACACGUCAACUACCAACAUGAUACCAUACUGGAUAGCAUCAAUCAUUUAGAUUUUGUAAUGGAACAAGUAACGUCUAUGGAAAGAUGAUUAGAAGAGAACAGAAGUAAUAGAUUGUAAAAAAGAAAUGAAUAUGAUUGGCGUAUAAUACCUAGUUAAGAUAUGUUUUUCAGUUUGGAUAAUACAAGCUCAUUUAAUUGGGCUAUUUCUUAAAAGAAGUAUCGAAGAGCUUUCAUCUGGAAGUGCUCUUGAUUGUAAAAAAGCAUUUAUAAAGAAAUACUCUUAACAAUAUCUUGCACAUUGGCUUUCAGUUAUAAAUUUAAAUUCAAAAUUGUCGAUUUACUGACUAUUAACCAGCCACUAGUAUUUUAUCUGUAGUC
This is a messenger RNA of Teleopsis dalmanni, 629 nucleotides long. RefSeq lists its product as uncharacterized. The record is from RefSeq and is a predicted model, not a curated record. Bases 22 to 339 code for a protein of 105 amino acids. Lineage: Eukaryota; Metazoa; Arthropoda; Insecta; Diptera; Diopsidae. Gene Ontology annotation, cellular component: BORC complex. The transcript has 4 exons.